AUGAAAUAAAAGUAAUUAACAACUAAAAAGUCAGACAUUGAUCUUGGUAAUAAAGAUCAGUUAAAUUAUAUAAUUGAAAUUCUCUAAAAGGAUUAAAGUAUAAGGACAAAUCAAGAUGUUGAAAUAACAAGGAAAGCUUUUAUUUCAUUCAAGUUUUUUUAAGACUUAGAAUAAUAGAUGGGUCAAGAGAUGGUAAGUAAUUUAUAUAGAUAAUUAUCUCAUGAAACUAUUAAAGCAAGAUAAGUAGUAUUUAAUCUUGGAGAUAUUGGAAAGAAGUUUUAUAUUAUACUUUCUGGAAGUGUUUGGGUUCUUAUAUAGAAAAAGGGAUUAUAAGAUGGUAAUUAGAUAGGAGAAGAAGAGAAAAAAAAAGAGGAAGAAUUAAGAAGAUAAAAUACAAGAAAGGCUACAUUGAAACAUUAAUAAAGUAUGAUGAAAUCAAAGAGAAUUAAAAAGUAAGAAACUUUUUUUACAGAAACAAAUCAAGUGCUUAUAGAUGAAGUAUAUUCAAAAAUGACAGAUGCAGAAUAUUUAGAUUGUCAAUUUCCAACAUUAUAAAAAGUAGGUUUAAUGAAAUCUGGGGAUAAUUUUGGAGAGAUUGCAUUAACUAAAUAAGUACCAAGAACUGCUACAAUUGUUGCAGCUGAAGAUACAAAUUUUGCAAUAGUAUCUAGGGAACAAUUCAAUAUAUUAUUAUCAUCAUAUUAUGAAUAUAUACAGUAACAAAAUGUUAUGUUUUUAUAAAAAGUACCUGCAUUUACAGAAUGGAAUGAAUAGAUGUUAAAUUAAAUUUAUUAUCAUUUUACAUUUGAAGAUUAUAAAAUGUUUGAUGUAAUUUAUAAAGAAAAUUAACCUUCAAAGUAAUAUUAUUAAUAAUGGUAGUAAAAUUUACAUUGUAAAAAAUGGAGAAAUAGAGAUUUCUUAAAAUAUAGAAGUUGGUACUAUGAUUACUGAAAAUAAUUUAACAAUUUAAAGAUUCUUUAAAAAAAAUGAUAAAAAAUAUGAAAGAGUGAGAACUGGUAUAAUCACAUCUGGAUUAGUAUUUGGUCAUUAAGAAGUUAUUAAAGAUGUGGUAAGAGAACAUAGAGCUGUUUGUAUUAGUUAAAAAGCAUAAGUAUUUUCAUUGGAUAAGGAUAGAUUUUUAUAAUAUUUUAAAAAAGGAGGAGCUAUUUAAAAAUUAAUUAAACUAGAUCAAACUAAUCAUUCUCGUAAGUCUAAGAGUGUUUCAGUAAUAAAAGAUCUUAAAUCAUUUUCUCCUCCAAUUGCAUUUAGAGAAAUUCCAUAUUUUGAAGAAGAUGACAAAAUUUCUGAUUUUGUAAUAAAAAAAGCUAAUAAUGCUGUAGAUAGAGUUGGAAAUGAACCUAAACGUAAUGGAUAUGAAUUUUUAUAAGGGAAAGGUCAUAUAAAUAAAGCACAUUAUAAUUUUUAAAAGAAUCUAGAAACAUUGAAAAGAAAUUUAAAAUAUAGUGAACCUUUAAAUAUUAAUACAGGAUUAUUUGAAUUAGAUACAAAUAAAGGGACAGCUAUAAGUAUAAUGAAUAAAGUAUUAAAUAAAAUUGAAUUAAAAGGUAUUUCCAAGUGCAAGUCGUCCAAAAUAUGAGAUACCAAAUUAUUCAAUGACUCCAAGAAUAGUAAUAAAAUCAUUAAAAUUACCAAAAUUACUAAAUGAAGUAGAUGUAUUAUUGUUUUCCAAUAAAGAAUCAAUGAUCUCAAAUUUAACAACAACCUAUAAAUAAUAAGCAGCAAUAAAAGAAGAUGAGUGA
This is a messenger RNA of Paramecium pentaurelia, 1760 nucleotides long. The record is from the annotation of a GenBank genome assembly. Lineage: Eukaryota; Ciliophora; Oligohymenophorea; Peniculida; Parameciidae.